GAAUCGGACGUGGAGUGGGACGACCUUUGGGAUCAGUUUGAAGAGCGGAAGUACCUGAGUGCCCGGAGGUGGAAGGGCGGCGAGGACCCGUACCGGCUCCAUGCCUUUAACCAGCGCGAGAGCGAGAGGAUCCCCAGUGACCGCGCUGUUCGUGACACCCGCCAUCACAGGUGUACGACUUUGCACUAUGGCCAGGACCUCCCGCCAACCAGCAUCAUCAUCACCUUCCACAACGAGGCCAGGUCGACCCUGCUAAGGACAAUUCGGAGUGUUCUUAACCGCACCCCAGUGCAUCUCGUCCAUGAAAUCAUACUAGUGGAUGACUUCAGUGAUGAUCCUGACGACUGCCGCUUGUUGGGCCAGCUCCCCAAGGUCAAGUGCUUGCGGAAUGGACGGCGAGAAGCAGGUCUGAUCCGGUCCCGAAUCCAAGGGGCAGAUGUGGCCAAAGCAGGUGUCCUGACCUUUCUGGACAGUCAUUGUGAGGUGAAUAAGGACUGGCUGCUCCCUCUACUGCAGAGGAUCAAAGAGGAUCCCACCCGAGUGGUCAGCCCCGUUAUUGACAUCAUCAACUUGGACACUUUUGCCUAUGUGGCAGCUUCCUCAGACCUCAGAGGCGGUUUUGAUUGGAGUCUGCACUUCAAAUGGGAGCAGCUAUCCCCAGAACAGAAAGCCAAACGACUUGAUCCCACUGAACCCAUUAAGACACCCAUCAUUGCUGGGGGACUGUUUGUGAUUGAUAAAGCCUGGUUCAACCACCUGGGGAAGUAUGACAGUGCCAUGGACAUCUGGGGUGGGGAGAACUUUGAAAUCUCUUUCCGUGUGUGGAUGUGUGGAGGAAGCCUGGAAAUCAUUCCCUGCAGCCGCGUUGGGCAUGUCUUCCGGAAGAAACAUCCAUAUAUCUUUCCAGAGGGAAAUGCCAAUACAUACAUUAAAAACACCAAGCGCACUGCAGAGGUGUGGAUGGAUGAGUUCAAGCAGUACUACUACGCAGCUCGUCCUGCAGCCCAGGGGAGGCCUUAUGGAAAUGUCCAAAGCAGAGUGGAGCUGCGAAAGAAGUUGAAAUGCCACAGCUUCAAGUGGUACCUGGAAAACGUUUAUCCCGAACUUCGGAUUCCUGAGGAAUCGCUCUAUCAAACUGGGAUAAUCAAGCAAAGGCAGAACUGCCUGGAGUCACACAAGUCUGAAGACCAAGAGCUCCCCAUCCUGAGUUUAAACCCGUGUAACAUCACCAAAGGCAUGGCAGCAAAGGCACAGGAAUGGACAUACACGUACAACCACCAAGUCCGCCAGCAGCAGCUGUGUUUGUCUGUGUACACCCUCUUCCCUGGUUCCCAGGUGCUGCUGUCACCUUGUAAAGAAGGUGACAACAAGCAGCGAUGGGGUAAAGUUGGCUCACAUAUUGAACACAUAGCUUCACGCUUCUGUUUGGACACUGAGAUGAUUGGGGACACAAAUGAAAGUAUUAAAGAGCUUGUCAUCAACCCUUGUGAGAGCACAGCCAUGAGUCAGCGCUGGGACAUGGUGGCUGCACAAAGUACAGGAAAGCUGGAAUCAGGUCUCAACCUGAAUUUUGAGGAGUUUCAUAAACUCAGUUUAUGUGCCAUCAUGACGGAAAGGGGCAAAAUGCUCGCUCCCAGUUCUGCUGUGAUGCCAGAGCAGGACUGGCAAACAGAAGCAAAGAGAAACCUCCAGAACCUGAAGAAAUUUAAUAACCAGGACUUCAAUGACCUGCGAGCCUUGUGUCUGAGCAAAGGGCUGCUCUUUGAGGAUGCCACUUUCCCUGCUCAUGUCAGCUCCAUUGGUCCCAACCUGCUCUCAGAGGAUAAGCUGUGGAGAAUACAAUGGAAGAGGCCAACU
This is a messenger RNA of Acanthisitta chloris (rifleman), 1857 nucleotides long. It is a transcript of the gene GALNT14, whose product is annotated as polypeptide N-acetylgalactosaminyltransferase 14. Gene Ontology annotation, molecular function: calcium-dependent cysteine-type endopeptidase activity. Gene Ontology annotation, cellular component: Golgi apparatus. The annotation marks the transcript as partial. The record is from RefSeq and is a predicted model, not a curated record. Gene Ontology annotation, biological process: proteolysis. Lineage: Eukaryota; Metazoa; Chordata; Aves; Passeriformes; Acanthisittidae. The transcript has 18 exons.